CUCAAAAUGUCCCUACUCGUUGUGCUGACAGCGCUGGUGUGUGCGGCGGCGGCUCAGCAACAGGUGGAGUCAGCGGCCGGCGAGUGCAAAUUUCGUCAGUUCCGGUGCGGGGACGGCCAGUGCAUUACAGCACUACACAGGUGCGAUGGCUUCAAGGACUGCAGAGACGGCUCCGACGAGGUGAGCUGCGACGCGCUGCCAGAGGUGCACCUGCCCGCCGACAACGCCACGGUCGGAGCCCGCGUCCGAUACGCCGAGGAGCACCUGGCGAUCGAGCUGCACCUGUGCGGCCGCCAGUACUGCAGCGAGUUGUCGCUGAGAGGGACGGGGCGCUACGGGAAGCUGAGAUACCUGACGGCGACGAGGUGCAACCUCUUCGGCAGGGGCUGCGGCAACAGCUCUUCGAAUUUCAAUUUGUCGGAUGACGAGUUUCCUCCCGGCGAAAUAGAGCUGGAGCUGCAGCACCGAUCCAGCGAGUUAGCGGUGUGGCGGAAAGGGCAGCCGCUCGACGUCGCAGUGGUGCCGGUGGCGUCGGACUACCGCACGCUAAGGGUGAGGCCCAGCUACUGGACCGACGACAUGCCCGUGGAGUUCAUUGGUGCCCCGACCACAGAGCAACCCAGCACGACUCAGGCAACUUCUCCUGGAAGCACGGUUCGACCUUCUUCCUCGACGCCAGCAGGAACAGCCUGCACCCUCCUUCUUUGGUCUUGCCUGCUAAUGCUGCGUCCAUUGUUAAUCUGAUGAAACUCAUGGCAAUACUCUUGUAAAAUGGGAAAUAUAUGGGAAAUGGCAAUAUA
Messenger RNA from Thrips palmi, 800 nucleotides. RefSeq lists its product as uncharacterized. Gene Ontology annotation, molecular function: protein binding. Gene Ontology annotation, cellular component: plasma membrane. NCBI's taxonomy places the organism in Eukaryota, Metazoa, Arthropoda, Insecta, Thysanoptera, Thripidae. The transcript is spliced from 5 exons. The record is from RefSeq and is a predicted model, not a curated record. Bases 7 to 744 code for a protein of 245 amino acids.